AUUUGUUAAUUGGUAUUAGCCAAAGCAUUCGGAUCCCAACUUCCAGUUUCUAGGGUUUCCAAUCUCCGAUCACCACCAAUCCCGAAAUCCAUGGCGAUGGCUGCUCUCAGACGAGAAGGGAGGCGUUUCGCCCCUUUGAUCUCUCCCCAUCCGAUGGCCGCCGUCCGAUCCUCCAUCAUCCCAGCCGAGGAACAAGUACCUUUGGGAGUGCGCUCAAUUUCAACUCAAAUUGUUAGAAACCGGAUGAAGAGUGUGAAGAAUAUCCAGAAGAUCACAAAGGCAAUGAAGAUGGUUGCAGCCUCAAAGCUCCGAGCAAUUCAAGUUAAAGCUGAAAAUUCUCGUGGCCUGUGGCAGCCUUUCACAGCACUUCUUGGCGACACUCCCAGCGUCAGCGUUAAGAAGGAUGUUAUUAUUACCAUCUCUUCAGACAAAGGUUUAUGUGGUGGAAUUAACUCUACCUCAGUCAAGAUAAGCAAGGCCUUGCACAAGUUGAACGCUGGUCCUGAAAAACAGACAAAAUAUGUCAUUUUGGGGGAAAAAGCAAAGGCUCAGUUGAUUCGUGACUCUAAGAAGGACAUUGAGCUAUGCAUAACUGAGUUGCAGAAGAACCCUUUGAACUACACCCAGGUAUCUGUCAUAGCUGAUGACAUUUUGAAAAAUGUUGAGUUUGAUGCUUUGAGAAUCGUCUUCAACAAGUUUCAGUCAGUCGUCUCAUUUCUGCCAACUGUGUCUACAGUAUUAUCUCCCGAGAUUGUGGAGAGAGAGUCUGAAGCUGGUGGAAAGCUUGGCGACCUAGAUUCCUAUGAGAUUGAAGGUGGUGAGACAAAGUCAGAGAUACUUCAGAAUUUGGCAGAGUUCCAAUUUUCAUGUGUCUUGUUCAAUGCGGUAUUGGAGAAUGCUUGCAGUGAGCAAGGAGCAAGGAUGUCUGCCAUGGACAGCUCAAGCAGAAAUGCUGGAGAGAUGCUUGAUCGCCUCACACUCACUUAUAACAGAACUCGUCAAGCAUCUAUUACAACCGAAUUGAUUGAGAUUAUAUCAGGUGCAUCAGCACUGGAGGGUUAAGCUUAUCUGAUGGUGACGAAAUAAAAAUGUGUUUUUGAAGUUGAAGAUGUUACCUUCGAGAGGUAUUUUGCUACUUUUCUAAUAAUUACUCCAGGUUCAAAUUCUGGGAUAUAUCAAUGAAGGUUUAAAUUGAUGGUUCUGGGCUUCCUUUCUUCUUUUUAAGUUCCGCACUGCAUGUCAAAAAUUCAUCUUAAACGAGUGAGGAUUGUAUACAUUGUAACAGUUCAUUUUCUUCGAAGUAUGUUUCAUGCUUUCUCUUCU
Molecule: messenger RNA, 1323 nt
Organism: Pyrus x bretschneideri (Chinese white pear)
Lineage: Eukaryota; Viridiplantae; Streptophyta; Magnoliopsida; Rosales; Rosaceae
Product: ATP synthase subunit gamma, mitochondrial
Exons: 9
Coding region: 91-1062 (323 amino acids)
Biological process (GO): proton motive force-driven ATP synthesis
Molecular function (GO): proton-transporting ATP synthase activity, rotational mechanism
Source: RefSeq, a predicted model, not a curated record